Quercus robur (English oak) is the source of this 522-nucleotide messenger RNA. RefSeq lists its product as uncharacterized. NCBI's taxonomy places the organism in Eukaryota, Viridiplantae, Streptophyta, Magnoliopsida, Fagales, Fagaceae. The record is from RefSeq and is a predicted model, not a curated record. The transcript has a single exon. Gene Ontology annotation, molecular function: enzyme inhibitor activity. The coding region runs from base 1 to 522 and encodes 173 amino acids.
AUGAAUCCCAUUUCAAGCCUCGCCUUUGUGCUUCUUUUGACUGUCUUUCCAACCCAAAUUCUUUGCCAGACGCCCUUGAUUGAACAAGCUUGUGGUUACACCAUUUACAAGGUUCAGUGCCUAGAAACUCUUCUAGCGGACCCUGGUUCCAAAAAAGCUACAACUCUCAAGGAGAUAGCCGUAAUUUCAUCAAGUCAUACAGAGAAUAAAGCUAACGAAAUAUAUACCCAAUUCACCAAUCUGAAAAAUUCAACAGCGGAGGGGGACUUGAAGCAAGCCCUAAGCAGAUGCUCUGAAUACUAUUUAUCUGUAGGUGACAUACUUUUUUCUGCGAACUUUUCCUUGAAAUAUAGCAACUAUAAACGUGUUAAAGAAGAGAUGACAAAGGCCACGGUCGAUAGAGAAAUGUGUGACCAAGCUUUCGAGGGUAAACCCUUCAAGUCUCCAUUAUCUGAAGCGACUACCAAACUUAGCCAGAUGCAGAACAAUGCAGAAUCCAUUAUCAAUCAGCUUAAGCCUUGA